Molecule: messenger RNA, 2336 nt
Organism: Prionailurus viverrinus (fishing cat)
Lineage: Eukaryota; Metazoa; Chordata; Mammalia; Carnivora; Felidae
Gene: CCDC82
Product: coiled-coil domain containing 82
Exons: 9
Coding region: 274-1842 (522 amino acids)
Cellular component (GO): nucleus
Source: RefSeq, a predicted model, not a curated record
CGCUGUGGGGAAGUGGGCGGGACUGGUAGUGGGGAGCUGGAGUGGUGGUUUCGAGGGUUUCUGGCCUUUCCAGACCUUUGUUGGUUUUCUGGGUUGCGGAGCUCCCUUAGGGCCUGGGGGUUUGUGUCGUCCCGCGCACGUCAUCGUGAAGUUCGGUCUAAGGGUACGGUUUCCCAGCUACCGUGCCCCUCUGCCCGAGGCAGAGUAGCGGACUGGUGGGCGUGCUGCGCUGGCUACCUGCGUCCCGUCAAAGAGCCAGAAGCUUAAGUGAAAAUGGUAUAUGUUAGAAGACACGAAACAAGGAAAAAUUCUAAAACUCAAGAGCAUGAGCAGAAAUCUCGAGUUGAUUGGAGGCGGACUAAAAGAAGUAGUAUUUCACGGUUAUUUGAUAGUGAUGAAGACCUUGACAGUGAUGAAGAGCUUGACAGUGAUGAAGAGCUUGACAGUGAUGAAGAACUUGAUAGUAACAAGGGGUUCGAUAGUAAUAAAAACCCCGAAAAUGAAAGAAAACUUAGAUUAAUUGAAGUUGAAAGUGAAGGUAGUAGUAACUGUGAGCAUCUCAUGAACACUGGCAACCGUUCAACAUACGAAGAAGAAAAUAACAAAAACAAACCUAGAAGUUCUGACUCACCAGAUCAUGAAAAGCAUUCCAGUCAAGAGGAUGAUGAUCUCAACAAACACACUGGACAGAUAAUAGAGGAGGAUUUAGAAGAAGAACACAUCAAGCGAGGGAAGAGAAAAAGGAUCUCCUCUGUUAUGUACGACAGUGAUGAGAGUGACAGCAGUGAUAUCCUAGUUCGAAAAGUAGGUGUUAAACGUCCACGUAGAGUGGUUGAAGAUGAAUGUUCUUCAGUAGAGAUGGAGCCAAAAACACCUGAAAAAACUUUAGCUGCAAGAAAGCGAGAACAAUUCCAGAAACUCAAAGAACUCUCAAAACAAAGAUCUCGUCAGAGACGCAAUAGUAGUAGAGAUUUUGAGGACUCUGAAAAGGAAUCCUGCCCAAGCAGUGAUGAAAGUGAUGAGGAGGAGGAAGAAGAUGAUUAUGAAUAUGAUGAAGAUGGAGAUGAUUAUAUUAUUGAUGACUUUGUAGUUCAAGAUGAGGAGGGUGAUGAAGAGAAUAAAAGCCAGCAAGGAGAAAAAUUGACUACAUCACAACUGAAAUUAGUAAAACAGAAUUCUCUUUAUUCUUUUAGUGACCACUAUACUCACUUUGAAAGAGUUGUGAAGGCUCUUCUGAUCAAUGCUUUAGAUGAAUCUUUUCUGGGAACAUUGUAUGAUGGCACCAGACAAAAAUCAUAUGCACAAGAUAUGUUGACAUCUCUUCAUUAUUUGGAUAACCGCUUUGUUCAGCCUCGUCUAGAGAGUUUAGCUUCUAGAAGUCGUUGGAAAGAGCUAUAUAAGGAGCGGGUAGAAAAUUAUUCUAAUGUAAGUAUCCAUUUGAAGAAUCCUGAAAAUUGUUGCUGUCAGGCUUGUGGAUUGCAUCGCCACUGCAGAUACUCGGUGCAUUUAUCAGGAAAGUUGUAUAACACCAGGACUAUGGAAACAGACGAUUUCAUGUCACAUGAUAAACAGGUGUUUACUGUUGGCAGAAUUUGUGCUGAUCGUACCAGAAUUUAUCACAAACUGAAACAUUUUAAGUUCAAGCUGUACCAGGAAUGCUGCUCCAUUGCAAAGACAGAAGAAGUUGAGGAUGAACAGGUUAAAGAAACAGUGGAAAGAAUUUUCAAUCAGUCAAAAGAAAGUGGCUGGAUUAAGGAGUUUCCUACCAUCACAAAAGUCAGGUCAUCAGGAUCCUCUCUCUCUUCAUUGGGAAUGGAACCAGAGUUCAUAAGAAACCAUUAGAAAUAUGGUCAACUUCAAGAAUAUCUAAAUUUGGCGGAUUACUUUCAAGAUGAGAAGUUUGACUGAAUUGUAACACAUUUCCUUCAGAGAAGAUUUUAUAAAUUCCUGUUAAUGUGAAGAUCAUGAGUCUUGUUUCUCUGUAUCAUGUGACACUUUUAUAAAUUUUAUGUGUAUUUUCAUGGCAAAUAUCUUGUUUAAAACAUAUGUUCAUCUUAAUUUCCAUGAAAUGGCACUCACAGUCGAAUAAAAGUUUUAUCUGCUGUACAUAGAAAACAUAAGCCUAGUAAUUUUUAAGUAAGUGUAUUUUAAAGUUACAAAACAAUGCCUUUAUAACAGAUGAUCAUCAAGUGAAUGAGCUGUUCAUGUUCUGUCACCUUAGUAGACAAAUACUGUAUUUUAAAAAUGAAUUUAGAUCAACACCUACGUGUAUUUAUUAUUGAAUCCCUGCCCAGAUCUGUUGAUUAUCCUUUCCAGUAUUAAAUGAUCUGCACUGA